CUGGGAAGACUGCGCAUGCCCUACAUGGUGUGGGGGCAGAACGUCGGCUAUAAAACAACUGCAGUCAGUCAGUCUGUCAGUCAGGGCAACGGAGAGCCGCACACACAUUGCGCCAUGUCAACUGAGGUGAAACCAGACAUGUCUCUGCGUCCUCUGGGCCUGGAGCCACCCCCGGAGCGAGAGCUGUUGUGUAUCUUUGGGACAGGGGACCUGGGUCGCUCUCUGGGCCAGCGGCUGCUCCAGACGGGCUACAGGGUGGUGUACGGCAGCCGCAGGCCCCACAGCUGUGGCCCCCUGCCCCCGGGGGCUCAGGUUAUGAGCCAUACAGAAGCCGCACAGCUAGCCGCUGUAGUUAUCGUCUGCGUUCAUAGAGAACACUACGAUUUCAUGGAAGAAGUAGCGCCUCAACUGAAGGGAAAGGUAUUGGUGGACGUCAGUAACAACAGCAAGAAGGGCCUCUACCCAGAAUCCAAUGCUGAGUUUUUGCAGAGCCUGAUCCCUGCAGCGUCUGUUGUUAAAGCCUUCAAUACAGUCUCAGCCUGGUCUUUACAGAACGGACCUUCAGAUGCUCACAGACAGGUGUUCCUGUGUGGGGACAAGGCUGAGGCCAAGCAGAAGGUCAGAGAGCUGGCUACCAGGCUGGGCCUCAGCGUCCUGGACAGAGGCAGUCUGUCAGCCGCCAGGGAGGUGGAGGACUUCCCCCUGCAGCUGUUCCCCGAGUGGAGGCUACCUCUCUGCAUCGCCACCGGCCUCACCGGCUUCUUCUUCUUCUACCUGCUCAUCAGAGACAUUAUCUAUUCCUAUGUGGAGCAGGACAAGGACAUCUCCUUUAGGAUCAUGGUGUCCCUGGCCAACAAGGUGUUCCCCAUCGUAUCUCUGAUCAUGUUGUCUCUGUGCUACCUGCCAGGCGUAAUGGCUGCCAUCCUUCAGCUGUAUAGAGGAACCAAGUACAGGCGCUUCCCUGAUUGGCUGGACCACUGGAUGCUGUGCAGGAAGCAGCUGGGCCUGUUGGCGCUGGGCUUUGCCUUCCUGCAUGUGCUCUAUACUCUGCUCAUCCCCAUAAGAUACUACGUGAGAUACAAAAUUACAGAAUACACAGUGCUGCAGAUCCGGGAGAACAAGACAGAGGUGUUCGAUACGACCGUCGCCUGGUAUACUGAUUCCUACUUUUCCGUUGGGAUUCUGGGAUUCGCAUUGUACGUUCUGCUGGGAAUUACCUCCCUUCCCUCUGUCAGCAAUGCACUCAGCUGGAGGGAGUUCAGCUUUGUACAGGCCAGUGUAUCAUCCAGGGGAAAACUAUUGGAGAGAAAAAUGUAGUGUGGAAUAGGUUGACUUUUAAUAGAAAGUUGGCAUCCUAGAAAAUGUCAUGUGUCUUAAAAGUCUGUAUUUUUCUCUAUAUUAUCGUACAGCAUCUGCUUCAAGCCCAUGAUUUCAGUAAAGAUAUCAUCCUACUACAAUAAUAGAAGGCCUGUCACACCAGUUACUCAAGUGCGCAUGUGCCAAGCACGAACACAUAUAUACACAGCAAGCACGCACAUGCGCACGAACAUACACGGAAACGCACACACUUGCGCACACACUACACGCACACACACAAGCACGCGCAUGCACACCGCACGUCAACAAAGGCAGCGACACAUACACGGAAGCGCACACACACACGCGCGCGCGCACACACACACACACACACACACACACACACACACACACACACACACACACACACACACACACACACACACACACACACACACACACACACACACACAGGUAAGACGUUUAACGGCUCCGCCAUCGGCACAAGCGCAGGUAAGAACACACACGCAAGCAGGGGCGGACCUGCCUACUUUCUGGGGGGUAUGCAGACACAUAGCAGGCGCCCCCCCCCCCCCCCUCUUUGAUCUGGGCACAAAUUUGACCUAAAACACACUCUGAUAUUGAAUCAAAAAAUUCAUUUUGAGUGCACCAGGACAGAUAUCCGGUGUUUAUUUUUUAGAGGCAGCCUUUCUAAGAUGCUCUGCCAGUGUAACAUCAUACCGUGCUAUAAGAGAUCAAGGAUACCCAGAAAAUGUCAAUUUCUAGGAUUUCCUAUCUGUGCAUUUUGUCCCUGUGAAAAAGAAUUUCCUCGUCGCACAAUGUUGUUGGUAAGAACAUAUUUUUACUUAAAAACAGUCGAGUCACUUGCACAACUCAAGCCGCCCUCCAGUCUAGAACUCUGGCCCUCUUAAGGAGCACCAGAAAGGGUGUGGCUCAAUUAAUCUAUGAGCCACAGCUGCAGACUAUGACAGGGCUAACAGCCAGACAGGAACACGUGAAUCUUUUAAAACAUGUUAACACAGUGAAGAUGCCAUUCACAUCUUCACAGUCCCCCUUAGUGGCAGGUUUCUUUCUGCAAGGAAGAGUAUGCAGUCGAUCACUCGAGUCAACAGGCUCUCUGCAAUUCGCUAUCAAUAGUUUUACCUAGGCAUAAGCGGGGUACCAAUUCUUUCCACAUCAGAUAAGCAUUUAUGUGGUAACCACUUGUUUCAUGGUGCUUCAGUAUCUUUGAAAGACACUGCCUGUUAUUAUACCCCACCACUCUAGUUUCACCAAAAAGCUUACAUGCAAAACAAUAGACUCUGUUAGAACUGUUGGAGUACAGUAACCAAUAGGGGUGGGAAAAAAAAUCGAUUCUUCGAUGCAUCGUAAUACUGUGUAGAACGAUUCAGUCUCGAUUCAGAUACGAUAGUAAUCUUUUCUUUUUUUUUUGGGAUUAUUAAUUUAUUAAAUUUUGGAUUAUUAACAGAGUUAUAAAGUAUCAACUUUAUAACUCCGUUUUUACUGGGUCUAUUGACAUAAAACAAAGACUUGCAUAGAGAUUGAAGUAAAACAAAAUAACCACAAAAAAGUUCCUUUAUUUUUCUUGUUAUGAUCCGUUAUAUUGUAGGCUCCAUUCUGAUCAGUACACAGUUGCAAGACAACAGUAACCUGUUGUUUUACUAGUAGUAGAUUUAGCUAACCUGUAUAUUUACAAGCCUCCUCUUGAUCUGCCUCUGCUAUUUCGUCCUUGACCUGCUUUAAACACUCAGUUUACUUGCUAAAUUUGAUUAAACAAUUAAAUACAAUACAAAUAUAAAGUAAAAACAAGUGUUAUCUAGCGAUCCGUUUUCUGCAUUAUGUUAUUUCGCCUUUGGCAACAUGAGCGCGAAUAUUUUUUGAAACCCGCAUUAUACACACAGUAUACUAGCUAAAUUUGAUUAAACAAUUAAAUACAAUACAAAUAUAAAGUAAAAACAAGUGUUUUCACUUUAUAUUUGGACGACGCGAUCAUCUGUUGCCAGGCAGGUUUGGAAUGGAUACGUAUGGAUGACGCGCCCGGUACAAAUUUGGCAGCCGGUACAAAUUUGGCAUGACAGCGCCAACUCGCGAAAAUGCCAACUCAAAUAAUUUUACUUCCAUCGCUUUGGCGCCCCCUCUGGUUCGGCGCCUAUAUGCGCCGCAUAUAUAUGGAGGUAGAUUUGUGUCUUUAUUAUGCAAUCAAAAAUAAUAGGUUUGAGAGCAAAACUUUCCACACUGCAAUCAAAAAAUAGAUUUGAGA
This is a messenger RNA of Gadus chalcogrammus (walleye pollock), 3577 nucleotides long. Its product is annotated as metalloreductase STEAP4-like. Gene Ontology annotation, molecular function: ferric-chelate reductase (NADPH) activity; cupric reductase (NADH) activity. Bases 16 to 1317 code for a protein of 433 amino acids. The transcript is spliced from 11 exons. Lineage: Eukaryota; Metazoa; Chordata; Actinopteri; Gadiformes; Gadidae. The record is from RefSeq and is a predicted model, not a curated record. Gene Ontology annotation, biological process: copper ion import. Gene Ontology annotation, cellular component: endosome; plasma membrane.